AUGGCCUCCUCCCGUGUCUUCGCCCAGCGCCUGGCCUCCACCAUGGCUGCUUCCACCAAGGUCGCUCGCCCUGCCGCUCGCCUCCAGCUUGCCCCCAAGCGUACCUUCACCACCCAGCGCAAGGCCGUCCCCAUGACCCCCUUCCAGACCGUCAAGCGUCAGUCUCCCUCCGGCCUCAUCCAGGCCAACGCUCGCCAGGCUUUCGCUGCCCAGCAGGCCCGCCGCCAGUACUCCUCUGAAAUCGCCGACGCCAUGGUCCAGGUCUCCCAGAACCUGGGUAUGGGUUCCGCUGCCAUCGGUCUCGGUGGUGCCGGUAUCGGUAUCGGUCUCGUCUUCGGUGCCCUCCUCCUCUCCGUCUCCCGCAACCCUGCCCUCCGUGGUCAGCUCUUCUCCUACGCCAUUCUUGGUUUCGCCUUCGUCGAGGCCAUUGGUCUGUUCGACCUGAUGGUUGCCAUGAUGUGCAAGUACGUUUAA
Molecule: messenger RNA, 474 nt
Organism: Aspergillus luchuensis
Lineage: Eukaryota; Fungi; Ascomycota; Eurotiomycetes; Eurotiales; Aspergillaceae
Gene: ATP9
Product: ATP synthase subunit C family protein
Exons: 1
Coding region: 1-474 (157 amino acids)
Biological process (GO): proton transmembrane transport; proton motive force-driven ATP synthesis
Molecular function (GO): proton transmembrane transporter activity
Source: RefSeq, a predicted model, not a curated record